AUGCGAGAUACAAUAGAAGUAAUGACUGAAUUACAGUAUACUGUUAGUGAAACAAUCUAUCGUAAUAAUGGACAAAUGAUUGAAAUUGUAUAUGAAUAUGAGGAAACAAAACAAGAACAAGUAUGGGAAAAUAUGCAAACUAAACAAGAAACACGUUCAAGAACUUAUCAAGCAUCAAUAACACGUUCGGAAUAUGAACGUAUUGCAAAUAAUGUUCAAUAUAAACGUUAUGUUUUACCAUUUGAUACAUUUGUUACUAUUCUUCGACCAUUAAUGAUGGGUACAUAUGCUGCUGAUGAAGUUCGAGAAGCAUUUCGUUUACUUGAUAAGAAUUCUUCGAAUACAAUUGAUGUUGACGAAUUAGCUGGCUUCUUAUCUGUUUUACAUCCAAUUAUGAGUAGAGAAACUCUAUUAAAUUAUAUUAAUAAAGUAGCAAGAGAUGGUAAACAAUAUAUUAAUUUUGAUGAAUUUAGUCAAAUGAUUUUACGAGGUAUUGGACGAGAUAUUGUAUGUGGUAAUAUUUAA
Adineta steineri is the source of this 525-nucleotide messenger RNA. Lineage: Eukaryota; Metazoa; Rotifera; Eurotatoria; Adinetida; Adinetidae. The record is from the annotation of a GenBank genome assembly.